Messenger RNA from Mizuhopecten yessoensis (Yesso scallop), 3909 nucleotides. Its product is annotated as ras-related protein Rab-10-like. The record is from RefSeq and is a predicted model, not a curated record. Gene Ontology annotation, molecular function: GTPase activity; GTP binding. Lineage: Eukaryota; Metazoa; Mollusca; Bivalvia; Pectinida; Pectinidae. The transcript has 8 exons. Bases 157 to 948 code for a protein of 263 amino acids.
UCGCUUAUAAACUUCCGGACUUUGUAGUAAGGGGAAGGUAACGGGGCAUGACGUGUGGAAUUUGUGUAAGUGUCUGUACUGUCGGUAAAGCAUGACUAGCGGGGAUGUUUAUCUCGGCCAAAUGAUACUUCCCUUCUUGUACACUGUCGGAAGAGAAUGGAAGGAAGAGGAGUGAGUCGCUCCAUGUCAAAGCGGUAUGACUUGCUUCAGAGGUUGUUGUUGGUCGGAGAGACGGGUGUUGGCAAAACCUGUCUCCUGUGUCGGUACGCCAACAAUGAAUUCAUGGAUACACAUAUCACUACUAUUGGUGUGGACUUUAAACUGAGGCGAGUGGAGGUGGAUAACAAGGUGGUCAAGGCACAGAUCUGGGACACGGCUGGACAGGAACGAUUUGAGUCGAUCACAAAACAGUUUUACAGACGAGCACAGGGAAUCCUUCUAGUAUAUGAUAUAACAAAUCGACGGUCUUAUGAUGCGGUACCAAAAUGGCUAUCAUAUAUCCAUCAGUUUGCAAAUGAAGAUGUACAGAUAAUGCUGCUGGGUAACAAGAGUGACCAACAUUUGAGACGGAUGGUUACAACGAGAGAGGCGACUAAGUUUGCAGAGGAAAACAAUCUCAUGUUUUUUGAAACCAGUGCCAAGUCUUCAGGGAAUCUAGAACAGGCGCUGUACAUCAUGUGUAAAUCUGUGUUAGAGGUAGAGCUUAACAAGACGUUGAGGCUAUCCGACAUCAAUAUCAGUGACACGGUACACGAGAGAGGUCUAGCGACGCCUACUGAUGGCAACGCCAACAAGUACAAACCCUCCGUGAACCGAGAAGUGGCCUACCAACACACAAAUGGACAUAACAGUAGUGGCUAUGAAGGUCAACUUGGUGAUACAGACAGGGUCAACCUCCUUCAGGACGAGAAACAGCAGACCUCAAACACUUGUUGUAGUGUGAUGUGAUAUACAGAUUGAGGUACCAGGUCUAUUUGACUGAAAACAGGGGCAGAAUUAUACAAAGUUCAGAAUGAUGUACCAUGUUGAUUGUAUUCUAUUAAUUUAUUUUACAACAAAUAUGAAACAAAUGGUCCAAAUGGUAGUGAGCAGGUGGUUUUAAUGUAGAAAGAAACCAGAGUUUCCAAAGUAAACUCAUGUGGUUGGACAUGUGACACUUUAACUUUUCAUAUCAAAACAGGGAAUCAAACCACAGUCGUCUUGUUGUAAGCAAAGUGCACUAUCCACUGCAUACGACCUAGAACUGUACAUUAGAUUGAUUUUAAUGUUAACAGGGUUAAAACAAAAAAUCAGAAAGACAUACUAUGUUGAUUCUAACCUGGGUAGUUCCAGUGGUCUGGGGCUAGCAGAUUUGGUUUGUGUCAAUUUAAUUCUUCUAUAAUUACCGGCUAUCUAAAAAGUGUGAAUGUCGCAGAUGAGAAAAUAUAAUUUUAUUAUAUAUUGAUGUAUAAGAAUGAGAGGUUGAUACUUUUAAUCAGGGACUGUGGUGGCCAUGUGCUUAAGGCAUCUUACAUUUUGAUACCAACAGCCCUCCACCACUGGAUCUCGGGUUCAAGGCCUACGUGAGGCAGUCACUAGGUACUGGAUGCAGGUCAGUUGUUUUUCACCAGGCUCUCAGCUUUCCCUCACCAACAAACCUGGCUCGACCUUAAACAAAAUCGAAGAUUCAAAUAUAAACUGUACAUUAUAACUUAUUGUGUCAGUAAGUUUUUGUAAUCUACAAAAAUACUCCAGAGGAGAUAUUGCAGAGUAUUGGAAGAAAAAGAAACUCAUCACAAUUCCAGUCAAAAGAAUCAACAUCAUAUGUUAGAGAAGAGGAAAACUCCAAAACAUUAUGAGACCACUAGUCUAGCUGGAUAGUUCACUUGUCUCAGACUAGCGGGCUACCCUUAUCGUCUAGACCUGAAACAUCAGAAUUGUGACUGUGAAAUGUUGGACUGAUGCAUUCACUUCCCCUACAGCUGUAUUUGGUGUUCAAACAUCAGAUUUGUUACUUGUAAAUCUUGAGCUGAGCCAACAUGGUGUCCACUUGAAUGUCACAAGGUGAUAUCACAAUUUAAGUUUAACAGAGGUGAUCAUUUUUUAUUGAACACCGAUGAACUACCUUUUUGUGUGGGAGGAUUUAGAUUGAUAUUUUGUUGGUGAAAAUGAUUGCAGAAAAUGUCAUGCUUUGAAUGAGUGAAAUAUAGUUUGUGCGAGGACAUUCACAGGGACUUUGAAGUAAUUUUGGUUUAUCAGUGAAAAUAAUGUUUUUUGUAAUGUUUUUGUCAAAUGUAAGUUAUUAUUUAUGAAUUUUGAUUUUGAUUAUUUAUGUUUGUAAAAGUGCCAAAGUUUUAUUUAUCAUGCAUGUAAACAAUACAGAGAGUGGUUUAUUGAGUAUUAUUUCAUAAAUUUCAGGAAAUAUUCAAAAUAUGUAAAUUGCAGGGGAGCAAAAAUGAACCAUUCUAAUAAAAACCAUUUUUUGUUUUAUGUAUAGCUUUUUGCAUAUCCUGACAAUCAAAACAAUGUAAAAGGAUCUCUAAGGGUGUCUAAUACUUCUAAUAAUUAAGGAGGAAUUAUUUUUUAUUAUCAACCCACUUUUGAAAAUGAUUUCAGGUGGAGAUCUAAAUAUAUUAUAACGGCAGCAUUUCACACAGGAAUUCUAGAAGCAACUUAAAUAGCAUUGCUGAGUAUAUUCAAAGUGUACAGAAUAUCUAUUGAAGUCAGGAUUAUAUACAGGGUUUAGUCAAGUCCAAUAAUUAAGGUAGUACAAUUAUGAUGCAAGGGAGACAAGUCUGUAAAUUAGGUGAAUUUCAAGUUCAGUUUAAGUUAAUUUGCAUAACUUCUAAAAGUUUCAGCAUAUCCAAACAUAUUUCUUUAUUCUUUUUAUACAUAUCUAUUCACUCAAAAAUGUAGUCACAUUAUAUGUAUUACAUGUAUGCAAUGACUUCAUUCACAAAAAAUCUAGUGGGAUGGUGUAUUUAUUUAAUAUUAGCAAAUUUAUAUCCCAUUCCACUUCUAUCACUGUUGGCACUUAAUGCUAACUUUCCAGUUUGCUGUAUUUAAGUGAUGAGAAUUUCAGUUGGAAUACCAGGUAUUUUAAAAGCUCUACAUUAUUUCUGUUAAAAAUUGAGUUCAUUGUCGAUAUAUUUAGUUUACAUUUUUUAGUCCAAGUAUUUUUUGCAUGAGCAAGAAUAUGAUAUAAUAGUGUAUUUUGUAUUUAAAUUGAUUUUAAAAGUUCCCAAUAGAACAAACGGUGAAGCAUAACUUAGGAAGGAAUUAAGUUAUAUUAUAUUAUUAAUUUUUUUUUAAUAGAAAUUAUUAAAAAUAUUUUAUUGAAACACCAGCAAUUUCAAAUUUUGUUAAAAUACCUUUAUUUCUAUAUCAGCAUAUAUUUUUUUGAAUGUCUGAUUUCAAAUUUUACCUUGAUGUGUAAUUAGGCUUAUGAGGUUGGUUACGUGUGUUAACAAGUUUUGUUUUUUGAGGAAUAAAUUAAAGUUAAAUGUUAAAAGUUGUAGAUAUUAUCAUUCCUGGAUAUUUUCCAUAUAAGUUUGUGUACAAAACAACAUUAUUAAAUUUAUGAUAUGUACAGUGCCCAAAUAUUUCUUAUUAAAAUAAUAUUUUUAAAGCCACAUUUUCCAAUUAUUGGGACCAAAGGCAAUGUCUACUUGUGAUUUUAAAAGGAACAAAGAAUUGUUUUAAAUAUUCAAACUACAGCAUUUUGUAUAUCUCAAAGCAACAGUCUAAUUUAUGAUGGUAUGUAUAUUGUUAUACUUUGAUUAAUUUUUCCUUGUAAUUGAUGACCAAUGAUUUACAUGUGUUACUAGUCCAAUUUGAUAUUGUUCUUGAUAUUGUUUACUUCAUGAACAUAUUUUACUUAAAUUUUAGGGGAAACUGAUAACAAAUAUAUAUUAGUGGUUAUCUUAUUUU